Diabrotica balteata is the source of this 297-nucleotide messenger RNA. The record is from the annotation of a GenBank genome assembly. Lineage: Eukaryota; Metazoa; Arthropoda; Insecta; Coleoptera; Chrysomelidae.
AUGUUUAGUCGACGUUUACGAAACGACGUAGAAACUCCUUUGUAUUACGUAUCAGUUUUAAAAACGUCAAACACUGCUCUGAAGCGGUCUCACGUUUGCGCUUGUUUUCCGCUCAAACGUUGCGGCUCAAAAGCUGCACCCAUCGCGCCAAUAGCUUUCUCAUGCCCAAAAUUUCUUGGAGGAUAUGACAUACGCGGUCUUUUGAGAUACUUACUGUCUCAGCUAUCUCGCGCAGCUUCAGUCAGCGGUCUGCCAAUACGCGAUUUUGGAUUUUUGUCAAGUUAUUCUUCGUGGUAG